Monosiga brevicollis MX1 is the source of this 5519-nucleotide messenger RNA. RefSeq lists its product as uncharacterized. Gene Ontology annotation, molecular function: protein binding. The record is from RefSeq and is a predicted model, not a curated record. NCBI's taxonomy places the organism in Eukaryota, Choanoflagellata, Craspedida, Salpingoecidae. The coding region runs from base 30 to 5519 and encodes 1829 amino acids. The transcript is spliced from 45 exons.
ACCGCAUCGUAUCGCAUCGCAUCGCGAGGAUGGAGACGGCAGCAUUGCUGCGCGCAUAUAGCGCCAAGCCCGAGACCAUUGGCGAGGGGGAGGCGACCUAUGAGUUUGGGGACCAGACCUUGCCCAAGGAAGCGCAAACGCCGUUCAGAAACACGGGUGAUGACCAAUACUACACUGUGCAAACCAUUGUCUUUCUGCUGCAGAAGCUGGACACGAGCCAUCCCCAGUAUGUGCUGGACGGCAAGAACGCGGGCGUGCCGACGGUCGCGCGUGCUGAUCGAAAAGCACUGCUAGACUACUUGCAAGGCAAAAGCGACACUUGUGCUAUCCUCAAGCCUCUGCCGAGUCACCCGGUCCCGACCUCAAAAUCAGGCAGUAGCGCCCCUGGCACUGCCGAGCCGGGACGCUCUGAUACCACAACCACGACCACAGCCACAACUUCCGCCACGGCCCCUGCACAGAGUGGUGAGCCAGCUGCCAAACGCGCUCACACAGAUACAGCGCAACCAGUUUCUACCAGCGGAUCUGGGGAUGCGACAGCUGCUCCAGAUGCGGUGGGUCGAACAGACCCUUUACUGGCCAAGAUUAUGCGCCGCGAACGUGUCUACGACACCCGCUCAAGCGUGCUCCGUUGCCGAGGCGCCUCGUUGGAAAAAGUCCUGCCCAUUCUCACCAAUCUGCGCUCCAAACACCGCGAGGCGCGGGCCGAAGCGACAAAUUCCACCUCGUCGCGUGGCUACGAUCGUUACCAACAGGCUGGUCGUCAAGAAAAUCGGGGUGACUAUGAUGUCAAUCCAUCCAAGUCUUUCCUGCCCGAUCUCGACGGUCGGCGCACCACACAGACCAAGGAGCCCGACGUGCCCAAGGCCCGGAAGAAAACCAAGCGGACGCCGAUCAUCAUCGUUCCUGCCGGCACGCAAUGCUUGCUGACCAUGUACAACAUCAAACGGUUUUUGGAGAAGGGCGAGUUUACAUCGACCGCGGAUCUUUUACGACAAAAUGCCGAGAAGCCCUCCACAGUCAUCAUCCAGCGCAAGAAGCAGAGCGAGACAGUUCCCUACAAGAUUGUGGAUAAUCCCAACAUUCUCACAUCGGAGCAAUGGUUACGUGUGGUUGCGGUAAUUGUACAAGGCCCGGCCUGGCAGUUUAAAUCGUGGCCAGAGACACUCGAUGGUCAUCGACCGGUCGAUAUUUUCAGCAAAUACAAAGGCUUUCAUUUCACGUAUCAGGGCAAGCCAAUUCAUGCAAACAUUCGCGAGUGGGAUGUCGAGGUUUUGACCCUGAAUGAGAACCAACGUCACUUGGACGCCACGGCCAUCAACUCGAGCAAAGACACAAAGGAGGACCACAGAAGACUGCCAUAUGCCGAAGCAUCAAUCUCCUUCUUUUUGUUAUUACUAUUCCUCUCUGUGUUUUUUCAUCUCUCUCUUUCUCUCUCUCUCUCAUUCUCUCUCUCUUUCUCUCUCUCUCGUGAUCUCUCUUGUCUCUUGUCUCUCUCUUCUCUUCUCCUGAUUUGUCCCGCCCAUGGGAAAAAGUGUGACAAGGGUAACUGUGGGAUACCUAGGCCCACAGCGUCAAGAGGAGGAAAGGAGGAGCUCGUGAGCCAGUUGGUUGGUCCCUUGGUUCGCGUGUUUCUCUCCUCAACCUUUACCGAUACAGUUGAGGAGCGCAACACAAUUUUGGCCCAGGCGGUACCAGAGCUCAAAGCGUUCGCCCGCACCAAAGGCAUCGAGUUUGCUGUGGCCACCAUGCGUUGGGGUGUGACCAAGGCGCACGCAGCCAACCACGAGCACGCUCUACUCUGUUUGGCAGAGGUUGACCGUUGCUUGCAAGAGUCUGAGGGCUAUGCUUUUGUCAGUCUCCUGGCAGAGAAGUAUGGCUUUCGGCCCUUCCCAAGCGUCAUUGCCAAAUCUGAGUUUGAUAUCAUCCUCAGCCAUCUGGACGGCAAGACGCUCGAAUUGGCGCAAAACUGGUUUGAGAUUGAUGACAACGCUGUUCCGCCCACGGCUCGCCUGUGCUCCAUCACCUCAAAGCUGCCGGACUAUGGUCGUGAAGAGGCUCCCGAGGCGGCUGCUGAAGCGAGCGCACAGUGGUGGGCUAUAUUCGGUCAACUAGAGCAGGGCUUGCGAGAGGCAGCUCAUAAAGCUCACGCCGAGGGCCGCUUGUCCGAAAAGCGACUGGCUGCCUAUGUUCAAUCGGUGACGGAGGAUGAGACGCGCGCUGCACUGGACCCCCGUGUUACGGAGAAGUACAUGCCUCAGGCAGGGUUAACCAAUGUUCAGCCUUUCUCCGUGAAGGGGUGGGGUCCUGGCAAGGGUCUGGAUGUCAAUCAGGCCCCGCACAGCGAAUACUUGCACUCGUUUCGUGACGCCUUUAUCAACAAGAUGAAAGAAAGCAUCAAUGAAGUGGCCGAGCGGAAGCGCAAGCAUGCCGCAGAUCCGCUGUUUACGGAAACAGCCGGGCACCACGGCUUUUGCCGUGAACGUGUGAGCACGUUUCAGGGCCGACAUGCCCUCAUCGAGACGGCUAGUGCCUACUUUGCUCAAGCAAGCAAUGGCCAACUUAACCCUCUGAUCAUUCACGGCAUCUCCGGCUCUGGCAAGAGUUCCGUGGUUGCCUCUGCAGCGGCAAAGUUUGCGGCGCAAAAGUCCCCGCAACAUACGCUGGUGCUGCGCUUCUUGGGCACCUCGAGCGAGUCAACAACGCUCCUACCUCUUUUGCGCUCCAUCAUCCUCCAAAUCCGUGCGGCCUAUGACGUGCAAGAUGCCAGCGCCAUCGCUCAAGAACCUGCCGAACUGAUUCUGCAGUUCAAGGAGGCACUGCAGCUCGCCAGCCCUGCCGCGCCGUUGGUGCUGGUGCUGGACUCGCUGGAUCAACUUUUGCCCGAUAAUGGCGCUCGUAAGGUACCGGCUUUGAACUCCGAAGAUAUCCAGGCUUUGAUCACGGGUGGGCUCGAAGCUGGCAACCGCACUUUGACCUCCGAGCAGCAUCAGACGCUUCGCUCUGCCAUCGCCAAGUGCCCGACGCCCCUCUAUACAAGGCUCGCGCUGAAUGUGGCCAGUGCAUGGCACUCACAAACGCCACUGGAACAAUGCACAUUGCCUGCUGACGUUCCAGGCAUGAUCGAGUCUUUGUUUGAACAGCUCGAACAAAUCCACGGCACCACAGUGAUUUCCCAUGCCUUGGGCUAUCUCACCCAAGCUUAUCGAGGCUUAUCGGACAACGAGAUGGAGGACAUAUUGAGCUGUGACGAUGACGUGCUGAAUGCCGUCUUUGAGUACUGGUAUCCGCCACAACGACGCUUCCCUCCUCUGCUAUGGACCCGGAUCCGCUCAGCACUUGGACCCUAUCUGGUGACCAAGGGCAGUGGUUCUGGUCAGGUGCUGGGCUGGCACCACCGCCAGUUCUUCGAGGCAGCUGCACGUCGCUACUUGGGUGGAAAGCAGUCUAUCCGUCUGGCGAGUCACUUGGCGGAUUUCUUUUCUGGCCGAUGGUGUGAGGAGGAAAAGCCUUUUUCCUCGACCCCCCUGCAACAGCAACGCUUUCAACUUCCCGUGCAAGGCGCAGCCCUGCGCUAUGUGGCGAACCAGCCAGUGGCCUUUGUGAACCCUGACGACGGCAGCUGUUUGGUCAAACCGAGGCCCACUUCUACCCCUGUUGAGCACAGCUUCCUGCCAAAUAUUCGCAAGCUCGAGGAACUGCCACGCCAACUUAUCGCAGCAGACCGGUUGCCGGAUGUCAUGGAGCAAUGCUUUUUCCAUUUUCCCUUUGUAUACCACAGUGUGGCUGCCUUGGGCAAAUCGGCGCUAUUGACCCUGGUACAAGCCGCCUCUGAUGCUGCAGGGCGCCCGGGCGCCCGGUUGGAAGAACAGCAAAAGACUGCCUUAAGCAAACUGUUGCUGAGCCUGCGCGUCAGUCCGUAUGAUGAGAGAGAAUUGGCUUUUCAACUACUUGGCCGGCUGCGUUUGAGCGCCAACAGCAGCCCAUACAUCAAGAAAUUAUUGGAAGAGGCACGUGCUUUGACAGCUGAGGUCGACGCGCGUGCACGCAUCGUGACCCCUGUCUGUUGCCUGUAUCCGCCGGAUCCCAUGAAAAUCAACGUGCUCACUCAUCCGGGAGGUGUGCACGGCUUUGCUAUGAGCCAUGAUGGCAGUACCUUGAUUACGGGGUGUGACAACCGCACUGUUCAACUGUGGAAUGCCGACAACGGCGAGCGUCUCACUAUCCUCGAGAAUUUCGACUGGAUGGUGCGGGCCGUAGCCUUUUCCCGCGAUGACAAGUAUUUUAUCGCCAUGCCGUGGUCUGGCCGCUACGUUAUAUAUGAGACCAAGGGAUUCAACCAAGUUGCUCGGGGUGAAAUUGGUGAACACUGCCACACCGUGUGGCCAAAUCCGUCAAAUGACACCUUUUUUGCAGGCUCGGACAUGGGCUUUCUUGUUGAGAUUGGCUGUGACGGCAACAUUGUCCGCAGGAGUCCCAUCGUGGCCGACGACCUCGACGAGCAAUGCCGGCUGGAUAUGAGUCGCAACGGAGAACUGUUCCUGCUCAGUGAUCGAAGGAACAAGGUCUGCCUUCUUGAUCAUUCGUGGGAGCGAGUCAUUACCACCUUCGACGGGGCGUUGGGUGCUUUUGCAUACAGCUCGGCGGGCACUGUAGUGGCCUUGAGCGACGGAGACAAAACUGUCUCACUUUGCACCAAAGACCAAGGGCUGCUAUGGGAAACCACGCUGGACGAGCACAUUUGGUGCAUGACGGGCACCAUCGAUCGGGUGGCCGUUGGCACGCUGCGAGGCCAGGCAGUGGUGCUGCAUGCAGAAGGAGGCGAAAUCCUACACAGCAUCAAAGCCCAUACGGACUCAAUCGAAUUUAUCCGCUUGUGGGGCAACCUGCUUUACACCUCGUCAAUGGACAAUGCUGUCCGUGGCUUUGACCUGCAAUUUGCGAAUGAAAAGGCAGACAAGUUCGACAACUGCAAGGCAUUUACAUCUUGCGUUUGCCUAUUGCUCGCUUCACGACCCACAGACAGUGGCCACACAGAGGAGCAUGCCCCAGCCACAUGGAAAAAGUCCAUGCCGGCCAUGAAGCCAAGCACUUUGCCAACAACACAUGAAAUCACCGUGGUAAGUAUAGCGCUCAUGUGCGCGUCCAUGUGCGCCACUCUCUCUGCACUCAUUGGUCUGCCAUCACUUUCUAUUUCCAUUUUUUCCAAUGCAUCAAGCCUGGUGCCCCCACGCUUUUACUUCAAGCUGGCGUUGUGUUUGUUCAACAUGAGCCCGGCAAUGCUCAACCCUUUCCCACGAAAAAAGAAAAGAACCGAGUCUUAUUCUGUCAAUUUCGACGGCAUGCUUGCUUUUACUGUCUACAACGAGGACAGAAAGCCUGACGUGCGAGCUGUCCGUGUGCGCCAAGAGGCGGGCGAGCCAGUUGUGGACUGCCUCUUUGAGGGGUCUGACUUUGAGACUUAUCGCUGGCCCGACGGACGACAGCUGCGUGAUGGCGUACUCAUGGUCGGUGCUUGA